CUCUUCACCACACCCAAUAAAAUUAUCAACUGAACAUGACGAAGCAGAAUCCUGAUUAUUCACACAAGAGUGAAACAGUUGAAGGACUAAGUACAAAGAAGUGGAAUGUAGAAUGUAAAACAACCUUAUCUUCUGUUUCCCUCUCUUCUACCAUCUUUUUUUCCUUUCUGAUCGCAACACCAGCUCCAAGGGGCGUCGUCUUUUAAAAAACGCAACUACAUGUACCUUGGCCUCGAGACUUGACAUUUCAUUGAGAAUAUAUAUAUGAGAUACAUUUCAUUGAUCUAAUAUCUGCAUUGGUUUAGUUCAUUCUCGAAGUAGUGGCUUUCAAAUAAAUCUAGCCCCCGAAUUUUCACAAUAGUGAAUUGGAUAUUGAAUGUCGCCUUUUUUCGAUUUUCACACCUGGGCAAUUAACUAUAGGUAGCUAGGUAAUGGAAAACGAUUCCUUCACACUCAAUUUGGCCGCUUGUUGCUUAGGUUUACUACCAUCGCUAAAAAGGAUAGUGCAUCCACAAUCUCGAAAAUCCGCAGAACCUUGCAAAAGGGCCAGCAAGGCCUAUUGUGUAUGCACUGUCAUUGUAUAUGUACCUCGAGAAAAGUGCCGUCAAUAAAUGCAGAUCUGUGUGCUCAUCUAUUAAACCGGGUUUGCGGUAUGGUUGGGGCUUUGAGUUUCGGGUGAGAGCAAAUAUUCACUAUUCAAUGGUUCAUUCAAACUUAGGAUUCAGAGCCACCGGGGCGGGCAACGGUCUCAGAGGGGAAAGUCGAACAAUGCAACAGCUAUUCAGAAUACAUCCUACCACUAGUGUACUAGGAUUGGUGGAGUAAGCCUCCUUCACUGGUCUGUGUAGAAGGCUCAUCUUCCUAGUUUUUAUCUGACGAUGGAGGCGGCCUAGCUGGAAUCCCCUCUGUUGGGCAAUAUCCCCUCUUUUUCUUACCUUCAUUUGGCCUAACAUUCAUAAGACUUCAAUUCGCUCAGUCAAUUCUUCCACUGUGUUAGCAAGCAAUUAUUUUGUUUUUGUUUGAGCAAAGAAAGCAGGCAUUUCGUUCAAGCAUACGAGCGGCUUCUUGAAGCAGGUUUUGCGAUAGACGCUUCAUUAUUGACUUCCUGAUACAUUGUACCUCUUAAUGAUUGCGGACGAAAAGCAGGGCUUUGGAUCCCAUUUGCCCAAUUGAAAUAGAUUCGAAUACCCAAGCUGGUUGACGGUACCGAUAAAAAUAGAGAAAGGAACAUGGCGGCGAAGCUUAAAGGACGUCCACCACGCCAGCAUAGUGCAGCGUCUCGUUCUGACGUCCGGAACGUCACCGAUCCAAUGGUGGGCCAGACAGAAUGGUCCGUUGACAAUCUUCCCGCAAUUUUAUACACUUUUAGACCGACGGCCCCUCAAGUAAGAUCGUUGAGCAACUUGCCUACGAAGCCAUCGCCUUGGGGUUCAGAACCGGAUCUGCGCGUCUUUGACAUUCUUCCGGAUAGAAUAUCAGCCAAUGUGGAAGAGUUUCGGGUUGAAGCGUGGAUGCGCCUUGAUAGGCGGAUCCAACUUCACGAUAUUACGGAUCGUAUGCACCCGGACUUUCGUAUAGCCAACAACGCGCUCCAACAGCGAGGGGUCAGGUUUCGUCAGGCUUUCAACAUUCUUUCCUGGGGGACUGGCAAUAAGCAGACUAAGAUUGUCGCAGAGCAGCUAGAGAAGAAAAUGCAAGCUAAGGGAAUUGAUAUAAGCUUGAAUUCCACCCGCGGGUUGACGCCUGGGUUAAUCGAUCCAGGCAUGGGCGAGGCUGGUGGGAGAAUUCCAGUUCCUGAGGCAUACAGGCAGCGUUUUCAUGCCUUCGCAAAAGAACAAGAGGAAUUGAUUCGGCAAGUGACAACGAUGGAGGUGCCCGUAAUGCUGUAUGACACUUCCAGAACGCAAGAGACGCGGCAAUUGGCCAUAGUUCCCCCCGGUGCGUUGCAGUAUGGAACUAUGGGCACUGAUGCUCAACCGGAGAGUGACGAUAGUGAAAUGACGGAUAUAUAUAAUAGCAGGGGAUGUGAAGAAGAGCACGAAAGUGGGUCGGAUUGGGAAGAGAGAAAGGGGCAUGAUUCGGAAGUUGUUGGCCUCCCACUUCACGACGACUGUUACCCUGGAAUUCCUUUGUACGAAGAACCAUUCGAAGUCGCGGGUCCGACAACACCGACCAAAGUUCAAGUUUCGCGAGUUCCAAUAGAACUUCUUAUGGAGCGGUAUAUUGACAUCCCAUACUGCUGGAAGCUUGAAAUGUUCAAAACAAUGGAUAAAAUCCAAGCCGUAAUGCCGCCAACCCAUCCAAACGACAUCCUCCAGGGGCAGAUUGUGGCGGACGAAUGGGAGUUAUUUCCAAUUAUUUCUGACCCCCCCUGUGACUAUCUGGACUUUAGCGACCUAGGAGACGUGCCCGCAGAAUAUGAGAAGAUGGAGAAAGCCAUGAAGUAUCAGCGAGAAUAUGGCAUUGAUAUUGACUAUUGUGAGCAGCUGCGCGAUUCGUAUGGACAGAAUUGUAUUUAAGCGAUUAGAUGAGUAGACAUUUUUGCUGCAUUACGAAUAUGCUUUCGUUAUGCAGAUGCAGAAAUUUGUCUUUGACGAGCAAUCCGUUUUUCGGAGCAUAAAAUUGUUGCGUUAUGACGAUGAUAACGAUUUGAUGACCUGACCUUUUGUUUCCUUUGACGAAAACGAAAAUGUUCCCUUCGGAUCUAGGAGCAUGUUGACAUGCUCGUGUACUUAGUUAUCUGUUAUGUUAAUGGAGACGUUGAUUUAUGUGGCGGUUGAAUACCAUCAUUUGGAGUGGGCAAAUAUGUAUUAAAUAGGUUUUAUUAUCAAAGGGUCUCACAGUCAAGGGAAAAAAAAAAAAAAAAAAAAGGAUCAAAAGAU
Molecule: messenger RNA, 2882 nt
Organism: Blastomyces dermatitidis ER-3
Lineage: Eukaryota; Fungi; Ascomycota; Eurotiomycetes; Onygenales; Ajellomycetaceae
Exons: 3
Coding region: 1230-2519 (429 amino acids)
Source: RefSeq, a predicted model, not a curated record